Lasiodiplodia theobromae is the source of this 759-nucleotide messenger RNA. Its product is annotated as Rhoptry neck protein 2. The transcript has 2 exons. The record is from RefSeq and is a predicted model, not a curated record. NCBI's taxonomy places the organism in Eukaryota, Fungi, Ascomycota, Dothideomycetes, Botryosphaeriales, Botryosphaeriaceae. The coding region runs from base 1 to 759 and encodes 252 amino acids.
AUGGCGGACAGGGACACUCCCAGGCGCACGGGCAAGCAUCGUCCCAAGGACGUCCCUCACAUGACCGACGAGCAGAAGAAAGCUCUCUGCAACGUACCUGACCUGUACAACGACCCGCGCAGCCUGGUCCAGAUCUGGCGCGACUCGGGCGUUCCCUACCAGGAACAUGUCAUGCCACCGCCCACAGCUCCGCGCGCUCACCUCCAGCACCGUCGCCAGACUAGCGGCAGCCAGGCCUCGUCCGCUGUCCCUUCUUCCGGCUCCGGCUCCGCUCGCACCUCCAUGUCCCAGGCUCUUGUCCCUGUGGCAUCUCCUCCUCGGUACAACAACCAGCAGACUGGCAACUACGCCAACGGCGCUUACAACCACGGCAACCAUGUUACCGGCACUUACCCUCAGUCUUCUACCGCCUUCGCUACCAACCAGCAGCAGCAGGCUGGCAUCCAUCCCGCCUCCAGUAUGGGCGACCCGGCUACUGCGUACUUCGUCCCUACCCAGACCAACACCAACACUACCGCUACCAAGGCCGUCAACGCUGAGAACUUCCGUGUCAACCACGGCAUCGAAAUGAGCGACUUCCUUGCCAAGAGUUCCGAUGCUGAGAUUGGCGCCAUGAUCCGCCGUAUGCUCCCGCAGCCCGGCGCCGCCGAGAAGGAGCUCGCCAAGUUCUAUAAUACCAAGAGGGACAGUGAUGACGACGACCUGGACGGUGGUGUUGGCCUCGAUGGUCUUGGCCACCGCCGCAACCAUACCCGCUAA